This is a messenger RNA of Lipotes vexillifer (Yangtze River dolphin), 390 nucleotides long. It is a transcript of the gene PDCL3, whose product is annotated as phosducin like 3. Lineage: Eukaryota; Metazoa; Chordata; Mammalia; Artiodactyla; Lipotidae. The record is from RefSeq and is a predicted model, not a curated record. The transcript is spliced from 3 exons. Gene Ontology annotation, biological process: protein folding; angiogenesis; positive regulation of gene expression. Gene Ontology annotation, cellular component: cytoplasm. Gene Ontology annotation, molecular function: protein folding chaperone; vascular endothelial growth factor receptor 2 binding. Bases 1 to 390 code for a protein of 129 amino acids.
AUGGCGAGGGUGACCUUUUUGAGAAUUGUCCAUGGCGAGAUUCCCCUCUGUGCCCUGAUAAAUCAGCACUUUAGUGGACUUGCCAGGAAGUUUCCUGAUGUCAAAUUUAUCAAAGCCAUUUCAACCACCUGCAUACCCAACUAUCCUGAUAGGAAUCUGCCCACAGUAUUUGUGUACCUUGAAGGUGAUAUCAAGGCUCAAUUUAUUGGACCUCUGGCGUUUGGUGGCAUGAACCUGACAAUGGAUGAGUUGGAGUGGAAAUUGUCUGAGUCUGGAGCAAUCAAGACAAGCCUGGAGGAAAACCCUAAGAAACCCAUGGAAGAUGUGCUGCUUUCAUCUGUGCUGUGCUCCGUCCCUCCCAGGAGGGACAGUGAUUCCGAGGAUGACUAA